CGAUGAAGCCAGCAGCCUAAUUGGGCCUAGCGUUGCUUGUCCCUGCCCAGAUGCAGGCACCUAAGCCUCUCCGCAAGAAGGGGAAAGCUUCACUCCAACGGUCGCAUCCACGUACCGCCUCCUCACCAUUCACAUCCUACCUCGUCUUGAAGAGAAGAGGUUUUGGAAUCGGUUCUCAACGUGGGCCCUUAUACACGGUACCAACCCGCUCCCGCAGAUAACUCGGAUCGCGCCGGCACCCUCGUCGGUUUUGUGUUAUUUGCUCUUGUAGCGUCAAGCUUUCCGGUCUACAAACUCCUGAGCUCGACACUCAAUUCACUGUCUGCCCUUCCGCCACGUGUUGUUCACACGACUGCACCCUCUCAACGCCUACGACUAGCAUCAGACGUCCCUACAAUAUCCCAAAGCUUCAACUCGCAUCAUGGUGGGAAAGUACCAGCCGCUUACUCUCGCGCCCAUCAACUUCUCCUUGACCGAGGGCACUCAAAUCCCCGCACCACCAGAAUCGCCGCCGGAAACACCGCGCCCUCCUACCCCGGGGAAGGGCCCGCUCGACUCGCAUCCUACGCCGCCUCAGCAGGGAUCAGCCAAAUCGGCGGAUAGUUCGCAGCAUCAAAGCACCCUCUCAAAUGGGGAGAAUAGCGGAACACUCUCUCCAACAAGCCCCGUAGGCAAGCGGCCUGGCUCCGUGCGAAAGUUCCUUGGGCUACGCCCGUUAUCGUCCUCCGACAGCUUGAGGUCAGAAAGGCCGGGAUCGCCGGCAACAAUAGACAGCCGACAGGGCUUGACGAGGAAGAGGAGCAGCGGCUGGUUUGGCAGGAGGAAGAGCUCAUUCAUGGGAGGCCCAUUGCCGGAGAUGAAAGAAAAUAGCGCACCCCAGGGCAAUGGCGCGCAGGUCAGCGACAAAACGCCGCCUGCGAAACAGGGACCGCCCCCGCCAGCGCUACCUUCGCUCUCUGCCUUUGGAGUGAGCGAAGAGACGACGAGCCUGGGUGCUGAAGAUCUGUUCAAAAACAUCAACUAAUGACUGGACGGAGAGAGAGAGAGAGAGAGGAACAAGGAGGGUUCAACUUAAUGACAUUUGUCGAUUCUUGGAUGCAUUAGCAGGCCAUCAUUGGUUUUUCAAAAGAUUGGUGGAUAUCCUUUUUUUUUUCCCCUUCUUGCAUACGACACGAUACCCCGUCAGGAGCGACUGAAAGACAUUGGGAGCAGGCCCCGGUCGAGAGUUAGCCAGUAUCGAAGGGACAUAUUGCUACUCGUAGUAGCAUCUAGGGGGUGGUCCCGGCUAGAGAAGGGAGAUUGGGCUUGUGGGGUGAUUGUUGGACCUAUUGGGACGAGCGCAUGAGACACUUCCUGUUAUUGCCAUUUGACUAGGCGUCGCUCUCCGGACACCGGAUCGACCUUUUCCCUUUGUAUAAUUCAGCAGAUGCUGCUAUUGCAGAUAAAUAUACAUAUCAUUAAUUCUUCGUAC
Messenger RNA from Westerdykella ornata, 1471 nucleotides. RefSeq lists its product as uncharacterized. The record is from RefSeq and is a predicted model, not a curated record. Lineage: Eukaryota; Fungi; Ascomycota; Dothideomycetes; Pleosporales; Sporormiaceae. The coding region runs from base 422 to 1024 and encodes 200 amino acids. The transcript has a single exon.